AUGGAAAAAGAGAUGAAAAAUCUUCCGAUGGAUGAGGAAGAAAGCCAAGAUGCACUGGUUGACUACGACAGUGAUAGCAGCGUGGUCACGGUGGUAGAGAGAGAAAGAGGUUGUGAGAAAACAAUAAGUAAAGAUGAAGAAGAAAAAGAGAACAAGAAGGAGACUGAAGCAAGGGGUGCAAUCCCAAAACACAGCAAUCAAAAACCGAAGGUUGUGGAAAACGUGGAUGUGACAAAUGCAUGGGUAGAGAAUCGCCCUGUACUACCGAUAGGAACGAAACUGCUAUACGAGAAACAAGAAAAGAUGGUUGCGAAAGUGGACUCGGUAUUAAAGAUGUUGGAUAAGGUUAUGACCCAAGCAACCUCCAUGAUGGAAAAUAUGAUAGAAGUCGCUCACGUAAAUUUAGAGAAAGAGAGACUGAAGAUUAGACGUUUAGAGGUAAAUAAGCAGAAUACGCAAAGUAAAGUAGAAAACAGUAUACAAACGGUUAAAGAAUCAGAAGUAGAGCCUAAAAAGAAAAAGUUAGAUGAAACAAUCUGUUCAGCCGAGAAAAACAGAAGUUUAGAGACAAUUAAGAGUGCUUUAGAGGCUGUGUCAAUUAAUGUACCAGAGCUGAGGAAUGUAGAUUUAAUUAGAAGACAAACUAAUCUUAAAGAAAUGAACACAGAUGAAAUAAAGUCUUUUAUGAUGCAGUUAGAAGCAGAGAUUAAGAGCGAGAAUAGAGAUAGAGAUAAACUAGAGAAACCCGAAAUAAGG
Messenger RNA from Temnothorax curvispinosus, 756 nucleotides. RefSeq names its product septation ring formation regulator EzrA-like. The transcript has 2 exons. The record is from RefSeq and is a predicted model, not a curated record. Lineage: Eukaryota; Metazoa; Arthropoda; Insecta; Hymenoptera; Formicidae. The annotation marks the transcript as partial.